Molecule: messenger RNA, 1205 nt
Organism: Nilaparvata lugens (brown planthopper)
Lineage: Eukaryota; Metazoa; Arthropoda; Insecta; Hemiptera; Delphacidae
Exons: 5
Coding region: 490-1128 (212 amino acids)
Source: RefSeq, a predicted model, not a curated record
AUCCCGUCCUGCUUCUCAGUGCGUCAACAAUAUCUAUCUCCUACGGUACUGCUCUUCAAAACACGUGAAUAUUAUUUAUAUUUAUUAAACGAUUAUCAUACAUGAAAACAAUACGAUAAUCUUACUGAUCAAAUGUUCAUUACUAUUAGCACAUAUGAAUAUACUAUGAUAAAUACAUGUAUAAUGUUGAAUAUUCUGUGUCGUUUGUUACUGAUGUUGUACAAAUUUUCAAUCUUCAACUCUGACGAGUGGAACGUUUUUUGUGAAAAUAUCCUGCGCAAGUCAAAAAACCAGACGAAUUAUUACUACAAUAUAGGGGCAUGGGGUUGACAAAAAUAAUUCCCAGUAUUGUUAUAUGCUACAAAAUAUUCGAUUUGAAGGAUGUCUAUCAUAUUAACAUAUUGAAUACCUAUCUUAAAUGUUUUUACAAUAAGAAUAAGAAUUUUUGUACAGUACCCAUGUUUAUUAUGUUGCAGGAAUUAUUGAAAAAUGACUGACCCACCAGUGUCCAAAGAUUCAGAGCAGAAGCAGGUAGUGGAGGUAAACAUAGAGGGCCAACAACAGCAGGCUAAUAACAACACAGCUCCAAACAAUAACGCUCAACCACCAAAUCAGGAAACACAGCGCACUGCCAAUGCAACGCUGUCCGCGUUGAUCGAGGAGAAUGUGCUGAAUUUGCUGACCCAAGUGGACACAGCCAACGAAGCCGACCUCAGGUCGAAGAACACCGAGCUGCUCGGCUACCUGGCCAAGUUGAUCGACCUACUCAAGGAGAAGACAAGCGAAUGCAUCACUUUGGAGAAACAGAACACGGCUCUCACUCAGCAGUCGAAAUCCCUGAAAGAAGUGGUUGGAAUAGUGAAGGAUUUGCUGAAUAUUCGCAACAUGGAAGUCACCCACCUCCAAGAAGACAUUUCGUCAAUGCAGGAGAAAAUCAACACCGAACGAGUGCGUCAAAAUACAAUAAUCGAGAAAAUGGAACACGUCACAAGGUUGAACGCGAGUUUGAAGGAAGAAUAUCAAAAACAAUAUGCAAAGUUCCAGGAAGUUCGUGAUAUGUAUGAGGAGAAAGUGGCCAUUGUACUAGCUGAGAAUGAGCGACUCAUGGCAUUGCACAAAGAGGCAUAAAUAUGACCAACAAAAUCUGUAUUUUAUGGAACAAAAAUGUACUUUUCAAUGUGAAUAAAAUAUAUUUACUACCAUAA